AUGGUUUCCUUGCGGUUAAUUACCGCAACGACUGCUGCUUAUCUCGUGGCAGCACUGGGCAAUACUCAUAUUCGUGACCGCGCAGCGACAACCGAAACCGUUACGAUAUUCAAGGAGCUCGCGAGCGCGAUUGCAGACUGCAGCCAAGGGCAGCUGACUCAUUCGUUUACACAAGCAACAUCACCGACGAGGCACAUAACGAGCCAAUAUCAUGGAUCUAUGCUGGCGUUCCACAACGUCAUCAUGUUCCGUGGCGUCCCAAGCCAGAUUACAGCGGGCCAUUACGAUGCUGUGUCGAUGAUGGAGAUUGCAGGGACGGCUAUUCCUGCGGCGCCACUGGUAUCUGUGAGCUAUCUUCUGGACUGGGCUGCACGACCUGUCAGGACUGCAAGGGAGGAUAUAUGUGCAACGGCCGUGGAUCUUGUCAGCUGGUCCCCGCUCGAGAGUGCAGUGGUAACUCUACUUGCCCUCCAAACCAAGUUUGCAGCCAGGGAAACAUCUGCCUUACUCAGAAAGGAGAGAAGUGUUUGA
Clonostachys byssicola is the source of this 531-nucleotide messenger RNA. Lineage: Eukaryota; Fungi; Ascomycota; Sordariomycetes; Hypocreales; Bionectriaceae. The record is from the annotation of a GenBank genome assembly.